Messenger RNA from Betta splendens (Siamese fighting fish), 1887 nucleotides. It is a transcript of the gene proza, whose product is annotated as protein Z, vitamin K-dependent plasma glycoprotein a. Gene Ontology annotation, cellular component: extracellular region. The record is from RefSeq and is a predicted model, not a curated record. The transcript is spliced from 9 exons. Bases 245 to 1531 code for a protein of 428 amino acids. Gene Ontology annotation, biological process: proteolysis; blood coagulation. Gene Ontology annotation, molecular function: calcium ion binding; serine-type endopeptidase activity. Lineage: Eukaryota; Metazoa; Chordata; Actinopteri; Anabantiformes; Osphronemidae.
UGUCGGGCUUGUUCUACAGCGCCCCCUGGAGGCGGGUCUUUGUCAUUACAGCGGACACAUGCAGUAAACACUGAGCAAGGACAGUGGGCAGGCUUCGACCUGGUCGUCAUCUCUUGUUUUGGAUCGAGAGGCCCGAACCGCACAGGAAGCUGCCGCGGGAUUCUGGUCCAACGCUUGAAGUCCGGUGACCCGAUUCCGUCUGGACCGGCGUUCCCCUACAUCCGGCUCACGCUCCGGCGCCACCAUGCUCCCCUCAACCGCCCCCCCCGCCGCUCUGCUGUGUCUGCUGGCCGGCGCUGUAGCGGCGGUCCCGCCCCGCGAGACAGUGUUCCUGGACAAGCAGCGCGCCAGCGCCGUGAUCGCGCGCCACAGGAGGAGCAUCGACGGCGGCGGCCCGGCGGCGGCCUCCAGCCUGGAGCAGGCCUGCAUGGAGAAGGUGUGCACCUACGACGAGGCCCGGCGCUUCUUCCAGGACUCGUACCGCACGGAUAUCUUCUGGUCCGUCUACGUGGACGGAGACCAGUGUGCAGAAAACCCCUGCAAGAAUGGGGCCCUGUGCUCGGACAGCGUGGGAGGAUACGACUGCGUGUGCAAGUCGGGCUUCACGGGGGUCCACUGCGAGAAAGAUCAGACUCUGUGCCCCCUGGAGAAGAACAAAGGCUGCUCCCAGUUCUGCAAACCGGGCUACGUGUCCUACGAGUGCUCGUGCGCCCGCGGCUGGAAGCUGAGCCGCGCCGACAAGGACAAGUGUGUGCCCGCAGUCGCCUCUCCGUGCGGUAAAGUGAGCAGCCUGAGGCAGUGGGACGACCGGCAGGCGAGCAACGCCCGCAGCAGCUUCGAGGGACUGGCCUGUUUGUUCUCAGAGUGUCCCUGGCAGGCUCUCCUGAAGAGCUCGGAGUCUGCAGGUUUCUGCAGCGGGGUGAUCCUGAAGGAGAACGUGGUGCUGACCUCGGCGCAGUGUGCCAAAAAAUACAGCUCCUUCAACGUGGUCGUGGGCAAACGCAGCGCCGGCACCGACGACGGCGAGCAGACGCUGUACGUCAAGCUGAUCCACGUGCACCCGCGCUACGUGGAGGGCCGCCCCGAGAACGACCUGGCCGUGCUGGAGCUGCGCGACCCCGUAGCCUUCAAGAGCAACGUGGUCGCCGCCUGUCUGCCCGAGCGGGACUUCGCCGAGAGCGUGCUGACGGCGGGCGAGCUCCCCGCCGUGGUCACCGGCUGGAAGGAGCCCGGCCCGGCGCUCGCCUUCCAGGGCCCGCUCGGCCUCAACGCGCUGGAGUACCGCCGGCUGCCCGACUGCCUGGAGGCCCACCCCAACAUGGUGACCAACAAGAUGGGCUGCACCGCCCCCCGGGCCAACGCCGACUGCACCAUGAGCUCCGGCAGCCCCCUGCUCACCCUCUACCGGGAGGUGUUCUUCCUCACCGGGGUGGUGAGUCAGCCCCCGGGGGCCGAGUGCAGCAAGGGCUACCUCUUCCAGAAGGUGUCGCGCUACCUGUCCUGGUUGGAGCCAUUCAUGAGGUCCCGUUAGGGGGGGGGAUCAGGUGGACACUGUGCACUUAGCUUAGUUUGUCUUUGUGUCCUUUAAUCUCGUAAUGGAUCAUCACAGCCAUAACGUUUGUCCACCGUGGGUGGGCUUCCCUGUGUGUCCACAAGGGGGCGCUCUGCGUUAACGGGCCGAGCGUCACCGGGCGCAUGUGUCCGCCAACCAGGGAAAAGACGGGAGCAUGAGAUGCAGUGAAUUAUUCAGCAUGUGUUUUGUGACGUGGACGUGUCUUUUAAUAACCUUUAAGUGAUGGUAUUUUUAGUGACUACUGUACUGGAUGACCUGCCGCUUCUAAAAGUCCUAUAAUCACUGUCCUGAAUGUAAUAAACCCUGAGACCACA